UUUUUAUAGUCAUUACACAAAGUACCAAAAACCUCAAAACUCUUCAAUGGCUGACCUCUUUGAUCUGAAAAAACACAACCAAAUGAACAAUGAAGAAACAUAUCAAGUAGCAAUAGUAAUUGUUCCAUAUUUAGAACAAGGACAUCUCAAUCCCCUUCUCAAUCUUUCUCGUAUCCUUUCAUCUUACAAACUUCCUGUAUUUUUCCUAGGUACUAGUACUAGUAAUCGACAGGCGAAAUUCCGGCUAUCUGGUUGGGACAUUCUUGAUUUUCCGACCAUUCGAUUUCAUGACCUUGUACCUGUUCCUCCUGAUUCUUGUUCCUCUGUUUCUGCAGCAGUAAUGGAGAAAAUAGGCUCAUUCUUCACAUCCAUUUUGCUGCUUCGUGAACCAAUUCGGGAGUUUUUGCAGGAAGUUUCAAGUACAUAUAGAAGGACAGUGGUUAUUAAUGACUCAGGCAUGUCAUGGGUAGUUCAAGAUGCAGUGUCAAUGCCCAAUACAGAAUGCUACUGUUUCCAUACAAUUUCUGUGUUCACUGCUCUGUCAUUCGCCUGUGAAACUACAAAAAAGUCACUUCCGUCUCCGGUGGCUGAGAUAAUUGCAGAGCUUCCUCCAAGGGAAAACACAUUUGAUUCAGAAACCAUAGAAUACAUAAAGAUGCAGCGUGAGUCGAGAAAGUUUUACUCAGUUGGUCUACACAAUUCUUGUAAAGAAAUCGAAGGUGUUUUCAUUGAUUUGCUGGAAGAACAACGUGAAAACAAGCAAUGCGCAAUUGGUCCAUUAAAUCCAGUGGAAAUUUCAAAGAAAAAACGCUCUAAACAAACUCAUGAAUGUUUUUCAUGGUUUGACAAACAAGAGCGGAAUUCAGUGAUUUAUGUUUCAUUUGGAUCAACAACUACGUUAUCGAAAGAACAAAUUAACGAGCUGGCAUUUGGAUUAGAACAAAGUGGCCAAAAAUUCAUCUGGGUUCUUCGAGGAGCUGACAAAAAAGGUGGGGAUAAUAUUGAAAAUAUCGAAAGUGGAAGUAAUUUUGAUUUGCCAGAAGGAUUUGAAGAGAGAAUUAAAGAUAAGGGGGUUGGGUUAAUAGGGAAAAAUUGGGCACCCCAAUUGGAAAUCUUGGCACACGGGUCAAUCGGGGGAUUCAUGAGUCAUUGUGGAUGGAAUUCAUGUAUCGAGAGUAUUUCUAUGGGAGUUCCAAUGGCAGCUUGGCCGAUCCAUUCAGAUCAGCCGAGGAACACUGUGCUGAUAACAAAAGUACUGAAGAUCGGGAUCAUUGUGAGAGAUUGGGAAAAUCGAGAUGAAUUGGUAAGUGCUGCGAAAUUUGAAAAUGCGGUGAGAAAUUUGAUGGGUUCUGCAGAAGGAGAGGAGCUGCGGCGGAGAGUGACAGAGUUGAGCAGUGCUGUGAAGAAGUCAGUGAUGAAUGGCGCCAUUCGCAAGGAGAUGGAUUCCUUUGUUGCUCAUAUUACCAGAUGAGUUCACAUUUAUCAGGUUAGGUUGAUCUACAAUAACAAAUCUAUCGUAUUAAACCAUAUCUUAUGUUGUUAAACAUUGAGUAAUGAACUAAUGAUCUGUUAUAAUCGAUUAAAUUGUUUCGAUGGUAUAAAAAUAUGUUGUCCGUAUAUAAUA
Molecule: messenger RNA, 1624 nt
Organism: Solanum verrucosum
Lineage: Eukaryota; Viridiplantae; Streptophyta; Magnoliopsida; Solanales; Solanaceae
Product: zeatin O-xylosyltransferase-like
Exons: 2
Coding region: 47-1471 (474 amino acids)
Molecular function (GO): UDP-glycosyltransferase activity
Source: RefSeq, a predicted model, not a curated record